AUGGAAGGACUUACGGAAGAUGAGAAAAGGGCACUGAGAGGAAGCAAAUUUGCGCCUCUUCCAUCUGCUUCCGCUCCUUCCCGAUCCCUACCAAGGUUAGCUCACCCUGGGGGGCCAGUGAAGACUAAUAAGGCGGCAGCAUUGGCGAAAUUUCUUGAACGGAAGCUUCAGGAUCCAAGUGGGUUGGCCUCUGUCGACCCAAAGCUUGUUGAAUUGGCUGUGAAAAAUGCCAAACAAACUGUUCAAUCCAGUUGGGCCUCAACUUCAGGAAGGAUAGUUCAUUACGUUAAUUAUUUUAGCGACUCUGAGGAUCCUGUAGAAGAGGAGGAGGUAAAGACCUCUUUGUCAAAGAAACACAAGAAGAAGAAGAAGAAGAAGAAGAAGGAGGAGGAGGAGGAGGAAAAGAAUAGAAACAAUAAACAGAAAAAAUUGGAGGACUCUGGUUGUGAUACAUCAAAAAGACGUGACAAGAAGCUGAAAUUAUGAUCAUAUGAGAUUUAGGAGGAGAUUCUUCCAGGCUUUAGAAGCUGAAAGAUACCGACUAGAGAGAGAGGCGUUUUCCUCGCUUUUUAAAAAAAAAAUAAAAAUGGCUGGAAUAUAUAACAAGAACUAGACUAAUUACUGGUUAGAUUUCGUUGGCAUUCCUAUUAUUCAUCGGGUGACUUGAAAAGCCAUGCUAGUUGCCAUUUAUGUUUCCCUACUUUUUGAAAUUCAUGGUUUUGCCAACAUUUUCGAAGAUGCCAGGGAAUGACAAGACAUGGGAUGGUAGGCUUGACGUGAUUCUUUUUUCUUGCUAUCUAUCUGAUGAGCUUUUCGCUAUGUUCAAAAAAAGGUUUAGAUGAUCAAUUA
Molecule: messenger RNA, 849 nt
Organism: Olea europaea var. sylvestris
Lineage: Eukaryota; Viridiplantae; Streptophyta; Magnoliopsida; Lamiales; Oleaceae
Product: protein PXR1
Exons: 5
Coding region: 1-486 (161 amino acids)
Source: RefSeq, a predicted model, not a curated record